Messenger RNA from Peromyscus maniculatus bairdii (prairie deer mouse), 1071 nucleotides. The record is from RefSeq and is a predicted model, not a curated record. NCBI's taxonomy places the organism in Eukaryota, Metazoa, Chordata, Mammalia, Rodentia, Cricetidae.
AUGUCAGGGGACCAGUCAACCCAGAGAUGGGACUACACACAAAUCAGCGUCCAGAAUUUCUUCUACAGGUGGACCAUCAGCAACUUCCAUUUCAUUCUGGAGGGAAUUCAGGAACGCAUUAGAAGCCCAACUUUCUCAAUAGAAGCCAAUGACAAAUGGUAUUUGGGAGUACACCUGAAUGGAGCUGAUGAAGAAAGCAUAGAUUAUCUGUCAGUUUAUCUAGUGUUGCUCAGCUGUCCAAAGAGUCAUGUUUGGGCAAAGUUCCAGUUCUGGAUCCUAAGCACCGAAGGAGAGACAACCUACGGUGUGUGGUAUCCAAGAGUCUUUAGGUUCAUGCCAGGUGUCGAACUGGGAUUUAAAAAGUUCAUCCUUAGAAAUUUCCUCUUGUCCUUUGCGCCUUGGCUUCUCCCAAAUGACAGGCUCACCCUCCUCUGCAAAGUAAGCAUGGCCCAGGACUCCUUCAGCAUCUCUGAUCAGAACAGAAAACAAGGGACCCAGGUUCCCAGGUGCACUUUGGCAGAUGAGCUAGGAGAGCUGUGGGCAAAUUCCCACUUCACAGACUGCUGCCUGGUGGUAGCUGGACAGGAAUUCCAGGCUCACAAGGCCAUCUUAGCAGCUUGUACUCCAGUUUUCAGAGCCAUGUUUGAACAUAACAUGGAGGAGCACAAAAGGAAUCACGUUGAGAUCCUUGACCUGGAGCUGCAAGUCUUCAAGGCAGUGAUGGACUUCAUUUACACCAGAACAGCACCAGACGUGGACAGCAUGGCAGCUGCUGUGCUGGCAGCUGCUGACAAGUAUGGCCUGGAGCGUUUGAAGGUCACGUGUGAGGAUGCCCUCUGCAGAGACCUCUCUGUGGAGAAUGCUGCCCACACUUUCUUCCUGGCUGACCUCCACAACGCAGGGCAGCUGAAAACCCAGACACUGGAUUUCAUUUCAGCUCAUGCUUCUGAGAUCUCUGAGACCUCAGGCUGGAAGACAAUGGUGGCGUCAUAUCCCCAGUUGGUAGCUGAAGCAUACUGUUCCCUGGCUUCUGCUCACUGUCCUUUCCUGGAGGUCCCCUCAAAUGCCUAA